Molecule: messenger RNA, 324 nt
Organism: Venustampulla echinocandica
Lineage: Eukaryota; Fungi; Ascomycota; Leotiomycetes; Helotiales; Pleuroascaceae
Exons: 1
Coding region: 1-324 (107 amino acids)
Source: RefSeq, a predicted model, not a curated record
AUGCAACUCACAAGUGUCCUCGUUCCCCUCCUCUCCCUCCUCCCGGCCCUCGUCGCCUCCACUGCCUGCGUUGCCGGCGGCCCAGCAGCACAAGUCACCUCGGUGAAGAACUGCUGUCUCUCCUACUCCGGCACCUGGUACCAAUUCUACCCCAACCAAGCCAUAUGCGUUGUUGCCGAUAAUGUUUCAUGGAAGUACAAUAACUGUGUCUCCAAGUAUUCCGAGCUUGAUACCAGAUGUAUUCCUGGUGACGGCGCGGGCUUGAGCACGGCAUUUGGGUCCCCAACCUAUACGGGACCAAGAGAGACGAUUACCGCCGCAUAG